Messenger RNA from Momordica charantia (bitter melon), 1525 nucleotides. RefSeq names its product vesicle-associated protein 2-2. Lineage: Eukaryota; Viridiplantae; Streptophyta; Magnoliopsida; Cucurbitales; Cucurbitaceae. Gene Ontology annotation, biological process: endoplasmic reticulum membrane organization. The record is from RefSeq and is a predicted model, not a curated record. Gene Ontology annotation, cellular component: plasma membrane; endoplasmic reticulum membrane.
CCAUUCCCUCACCGAGCUUUAAUUUGUUCGUCCACAACAGAUUCUCUUUCGCGAAUCAGUUCUAUUCGCUUCUCCACUUCUUUUUUCCUUUUUUUUUUCUGUUCGUUUCUGAUUCCCGGUUCUAAUCUUUUUCGUGCUGGAUUUAUGUGAAGAAACUCUGUUGGUUGAGAACGAGUGAUCCAGUUCACUCACUCACUCCGUUUGCUUCUUCUUCUUCUUUGUUUCACUUUUUGAGUUGAGAAUGAGUUCGUAUAAUUUUGAAUUCUGGUGACUGGACGAACUCAUUGUUCGAUCGCUUUCGUGGUGAAACAUUGAAGCAAAUUUCUCGUCGAUUGACAAUUGUUUGAUGCAAUAGCCGAGUGAAUUGUUUCUCAACAGAGUUGAAUAUGGGUAUGAGACUUCUGGAAAUUCAUCCCCAGGAAUUGAAGUUCGUCUUUGAACUAAAUAAACAUAGUUCGUGCUCAAUUCAACUAACAAAUAAUACGCUUGACCAUGUUGCUUUUAAGGUUAAGACCACAUCCCCUAAGAAUUACUUUGUACGGCCAAAGGUCGGAAUCAUUGAGCCAAAAUCAACCCGUGAAUUCACAGUUAGGAUGCAAGCACAAGAGAUGGCUCCACCUGAUAUGCUAUGCAAAGAUAAGUUCUUAAUUCAGAGCACAGUAGUUUCUGCUGAUACAACUGAUGAGGACAUAACCUCAAGCUUGUUUGCAAAAGAUGUUGGCAAGUACAUGGAAGAAAAGAAGUUGGGUGUAACCCUUGUUAGCCCAUCCAGCUCCCCAAUUGAUGAAGCAUUAAAGGAGGAGUUUGAUGUCGGAGUUUCAGAACCAAAUAAUCUAUGCACAGCAGUAGAGAAGGAUCUGGACCGUGAAACUUCAAACAAAAGUGAUGAAAUGUUCAAUGUAGGUGAUAGCCUGCCUCCAAAAUCCAUGGUCCCUGACAAUGUUAUGGAGCCGAGAGAUGUUGGUAAAGGGGAGCCUGAACCGGCAAGUUUAGCUGACGACUUCAUAGAAGGCGAUGAGGAGGACCUGGAUAUGAUAAAACAGGUUGAGGAGUUGAGGUUAAAGCUCACUGAACUUGAAUUAAAGCUCUGUGAGGCUAAAGUUGCCAUUUCAAAGCUGAAGGAGGAGAAGAGAAUAAGCAUCCAAGAAACCGAAUUCUUGCAGCAGAAUUUUUCGGAGUUAAGGAAGAGCGAGUUGAUCAAAAGAGUUCAAGUCGGGUUUCCGCUUCUGUAUCUUUACAUGGUGGCGCUGAUAUGUACUUUUCUGGGACGCCUCUUACGGUAAUGAAGAGAUUGUUAGUUCUAUUCUCUAUGAGUUUCUAUAAUGUUCAAGGUGGCAUUAGUAUAGCUUGUAGUCCAAAACUUAUAGUCGUAUAGGUUCCUAUUCCCCUUGUAAUUGAUCGAAGUGUACAAUCUAGCAGUCCAGGUAGUGUUAUCGCCAACUUGAGCAUAGUUUAGUUCGACUUUUCUCUAUAUUGUAAUGUAAUGUUGUAAAUAAUAAUAAGCUCCCAAGGGAUCUCUUGGUCA